AGAAAGUGUCUGGCUCCAGACAUGAGACAGGCCUGUUCCAUUCCCUGACAGGGUGUCAGGUGAUGGGUCCAUGGUUUCGGCCGCCAGUUGCGGCGGCGCUGCUGUUGAUCCCGGCCUUGGCUGAGCGGAACACCUUCGAAAGCGGUCGGUUGGACUUGGACGAGGCGAGCGAGGACGAAGCGACCCUUGAUCAGAUCUUAGAGGCUCUGCAGGAGCUGCAGGCAGCGAACACCACCAACGCCACAGAGCUGGAAACCAGCGCUGGGCUGGCAGCGGAAUCAGAGGCGCCGAUACGGCCGGCUCAGGACGAGGUGGAUCUGAGCCUCACCAAGCGCUUCGGGUACAGCAAGUUCCGGUCCAAGCAGGAGUCGGACCUGCGGGAGCUCGCCAAGUUCCCGGCCAUGGUCGACAUCUUGGAGACCCGGGCGCAGAAGGUGAUCAUGAAGAGCCGGAGGUGGAAGGAGCUUCUGGAGAAGAUCAACGAAGGCCACGAGAACUUCACGCAGCUUCUGCAUCAGUUCCGGGCCGCGGUGAAGCAGGAGCAUCUCGCCAAGGUGCACCGAGUGGUGGCAGUGCUCACGGGCAACGAGACGAAGGCGCCUGCGCCACCUCCAGAUGCGGAAGAGGACGCGAUCGCGGAAGGUGACGAUUUCGACGAGGAGGAGGAAGCAGAAAGAGACGAAGACGCUGACAAAAACACUGACACCAAGGAGAUGGUGCAGGAGGAGCUGGCAGUCUUCAAGAACGUCUCCGCGGUGCCAAAGUUGCAGCCCAUAGCCACGGCAAGUUCAGGAGGUGCGGCGGAGGAUGAGGAAACAAACGACGGAGAGGAUGAGGACGAUAAAGAUGAGGAAGAAGAGCAGGGCGAGAGUGGGAGCCCGGAUUCCCAAGGGGACGCGAGUGAGACAGAUGAGGAUGAGGAGGCUUCAAAGGGUGCUAACUCCACGCUUUGAGUCAAGCUUUUGGCGACGUGCUGUGCUGCACGCAUCGGCGUCUCCAUUGGCUGGGUGG
Molecule: messenger RNA, 1011 nt
Organism: Effrenium voratum
Lineage: Eukaryota; Dinophyceae; Suessiales; Symbiodiniaceae
Source: the annotation of a GenBank genome assembly